AUGUUUAAGAUCAUGAGUUGGAGGACUCGUACAGUUGUUUUACAAGAACUCAGUAAUCUUCUAUAUAGCAGUAGCCGUGGAAUGCGACGGUAUCCGUUUCCAGUGACUUUCGAAAAUGUGAAGUUCCCUCCCAAUGGCGAACUAAAGCUUCCAAAGAUGCCUCCUGAACCUUUCUACGAUCCCGAUAAGGGCGAGAAGAAGUACAAAACAACGAAGCGAAUGAUCGAAGCACGUGGUGUAGAAGAAGUUCAUACAGAGCUCAUACACGAACAGUUUGGCCUCGCAGCGAUUUCUGGAGGCUUCAUAACAGCAGAGGAUUUCAAAUUCAUUCAGGAGCGUGUCAACAAGAACCUUCGUGAUAAACAGUUUGCCAUAUGGCGCGUAGAUCCUCCGUGGUUACCCAGAACGAAGAAAGCUCAAGGUACUCGUCUCGGUGGUGGAAAGGGAAGUAUCCAACAUUAUGUAACACCUGUUAAAGCGAAACGAAUCAUUUUAGAAGUCGGAGGCCAUAUUACUGAGAUUGAGGCACAAGCUUUUCUACUCUAUCUUUGUGAGCGAUUCUCGUUCCCAGUGGAAUUUGUGAGUGAGAGGUUACUCAAUGAAAGAAGAGAAGCAGAGAAAAAGUAUAGCCGAGCACAAUGA
Molecule: messenger RNA, 642 nt
Organism: Ostertagia ostertagi
Lineage: Eukaryota; Metazoa; Nematoda; Chromadorea; Rhabditida; Trichostrongylidae
Source: the annotation of a GenBank genome assembly